Anopheles arabiensis is the source of this 3812-nucleotide messenger RNA. Its product is annotated as E3 ubiquitin-protein ligase znrf2. The record is from RefSeq and is a predicted model, not a curated record. Bases 1565 to 2062 code for a protein of 165 amino acids. NCBI's taxonomy places the organism in Eukaryota, Metazoa, Arthropoda, Insecta, Diptera, Culicidae. The transcript is spliced from 7 exons.
CUGUGCGCUCUUCGAGAACGAAGGGAAAAAGCACACACACACAAGCGCUGCCUAUUGGGCUCCCGUUGGGCCGUCGAGCGUGUGCGUGCGUGCGCCAGAGUGUGUGUUUGCGUUCGAGACGGACAGACGUCUCUUGUGGGCCUCCCAGCGCGAGUGUGCGUUUCUUGUGAUUUGGUAAAGAUGAAAAGAUAGCCGCACGGGCUGCGACGAACCGACGACGGAGCGUGUAUCACAAGCCGUAAUCUGUGCAGAACCGUGAAUUAGGAAGGCUGUGUGCGGUGUGUGCGUUUGUAAGGUCGGAUGUGGGGCCUACCAGUCGGCAGCAGCAAAACGUAACAGUCUAGCGAGCGCCUGGUCGAAGCAGGCGACGGAGUGUAAAGGACGUGCAGAGGCAGCACACCCACAGGGCACACUGUGUCACCGGGAGUGGUAACAGCUCCCGAGACCACGGGAACGGAACUUGAAAAAGAAAACCCAGCCACCGUCGUCAAACAGCUUUGUGCGGUCCCUGUGUGUACCGCCCGCAGUUGCGGAUAUCCGGAAAGCCCAGCUGUGUUCAUCGAGCCGUCGUGCGUGAGUUUGCGUGUGAGUGAUCAGUGAGACGUUUCGUUCUAUCGUUUUUGUUGUUGUUGUUGGCGAAACAAAAGACGGUGCCGAGUUUCGUUGCCUCGCAACACCACCCAUCCCCGAUCCCCCCCGGGGCCCAUCCAAUCUCGACAGUCAAACAGCGAACCCGCCAGCACUCAAUCUCACCGAGGCGAGCGAAUGCGAAACAUAUUUGUACUUGAUCUGACCCGAUCAGUCUUGUUCGUCGUGUUGGUGCGUUUGUGAUAUUGUGUUUCGCGAACUGCGAAAGUGUCAGUGAGUCAGAGGGAGGACACAAUGGUUCAUCGCUUUUAGAAAGAAAAAACACCGCGCUCUUUGCCGUUGUGUGCGUCUGUGCUGUGAUUUUCUGUGCGUGAACGACGAUCCAAACGCCCAGUGUCCCCCCAGUGUGUGUGUGUGUGGGUGUGUGUAAAACUAAUUAAACCCAUCAGCAAAGGAAUUCUGCUUGUGCAAGAGCGAGAUAGACAAAGCGCGCGUGUGUGUGUGUGUGUGUACGUGAAGGUAACAAAAAAAUCAUUUGGCGAAGCAGCAGCGAAGUUCCGAGAAGCGAGCUCCCGGCACCGCAAAACAAACGUUUUGACAGCGCGUGAGCGUGAGCAGAGGCAGCUAGUGAGCGCGCGCCGCCCGCCUCGUGAGCGAACGGCAAACGUCAGGCGUCAUUCUCACCGUCGUCGUCGUCGUCGCAGCGAAGCAGCACAGGCAGGGUCGUGUUAAAAUCUGUGUCCCCGUGUGUGUGUGUGUGUGUGCGUGUGUCCCUGUGCGUGUGAUUGUUAUACUACGGGAGCGCAGAGCGUGCAGACGACGGGGGGCCGCCGCUUUUGACCGUCAAAUAAGAGAAAGAAGAGAGCCAACAAAGGCAGGCCGUUUCAACACACGCGACUCAAACACACACACAACAGGCGCGUCCAGUUGCGGCGCGGUUACGCGAGCGAACGGUCGUUUGAAUGAACCGGCGGCAAUGGGAAUAAAGGCGAGCACCGCGAAUGGAGGACAGCAGAGUCCCCGGGCACGCACCUUCUCGACCAGCAGCAGCAGCGAUGUGGUGUCCGGCACCGCAGGCGCACCGUACGAAAUAUCGUCCGCUAAUCCCGAUCCCGAUAGUAGCUCGGCGGAAGAAAAUGCCGCGGCUAGUGCUCCGCUUGCUUUGGGAAGAGUGUACGCAACAUCACUACCUACUCAUAUCUGGUCAAUCAAUGGUAUAAAAUGUCCAGUAUGUAGCAAAUUUGUGACGCCUGACGACAUCGAGUGUCAUUUAGUAAUGUGCCUAACGAAGCCUCGCCUAUCAUAUAAUGAGGACUGUUUAACCGAUGCAAAGGGCGAGUGUGUCAUUUGCUUAGAGGAUCUAUCUCCUGGUGAUAUCAUUGCUAGACUUCCGUGCUUAUGCAUCUACCAUAAAGUAUGCAUCGACAAAUGGUUUGAAGUGAAUCGUAGCUGCCCGGAACAUCCGGGCGAUUAGUGGAAUUCCAAUUUGUAACGAAAAACAAACACAACAACAACAGCCGCAGCAGCAGCAGCAGCAGCAGCAGCAGCAGCAGUAGUAAUGAAUUUGCAAGAAACGAAACUUUAAACUGCAAGAAGCCGUCUACACCCCACGCCCCCUUCCCGGCCGGCCACCGAACAUCAUUUUUUUCUUAUUUUUAGGGGAAGGGGGAGAUACAGAGGGAGAGAGAGAGAGAGAGAUCGAAUGAACGAGGGGAUGAGCUCGAUUGUAUGUGUGUGCAUGCGCGCCUGAAAGGACAUUAAACGGAAUGGCGCGAAACAGGAAGGGAGGGAGAGGACGAGCGGAAUGAUGGAAUUAGUAGGCCGGUACGACGCCUCCCGGCAGCAGCAGCAGCAGCAACACGAGCGAGCAUGGUGACGGAUGGUGACGCAGCAUGCCGACGGUGGAAUGGAGCGGCAUCUUUCAGCACGUAACACUGCGGGACGUUCAAUGCUGUUGACGGUGUUUUUUGUUGUAGGUUAAUGUUUGUUAUUGAAACCCGUUUGUUAUUUGCGCAGAGCGUCCACAAGGUAGGGGAAGGGGGGGGGGGGGGUUAAGAGUAGAACGUCCCGUCCGAGACGGGAUGGGAGGAGGCAGGGGUUUCUUUUUUCCGUUCCGACUGUUCCCAGUUACAAUUUUUAUCGCCUCGGCCUCGGCUUUGACUAUUUUCCAAAUUACAUAAAAAAAAACAAACAAAAUACAAACACAAUUACACCUUACCGUUUGUUACGUAGCCCGAUCGGUUUUGCUUACCUUUCUUUUGCACACCGAGCACGCUUACAGCGCAACAAAACCCCAUUUGCUCAACGGACGAACAGUAGCGCAAAAUUGGACAUUUGAAUUCGCUUUUUUGCUUUGUUUUGGGUUUUUUUUUUAAAUUAAUAUUUUAUUUUGCUCUUCCCCUCCGUUAAUAAGCGCGUCAAAUUCAGUACGAAAACUAAGGAGGCAAUUUAAAUUGGCUUUGUUUUUUGUUGUAAUUUACCACCUCAUCGGUUUUCGAGCGAUGCCGACAAAAUCGUUUCGAAAGCUCUCAGCGGUCAGCGGCGGUGGUGCAGUACACCCCGUAACCAAGAUCUCUUCUUGUUCUGUGCAAGGCAAGGUUAAAAACUAAACGAAUCGAAAAACACGUAAAAAAAGGUGGAAACAUUCUCUCUGGCUCCCCAGAGCACGCUAUUUAGCCGGGCCCAAGGUAGAAAAGCGAAAAUAGGUGGCGCCCGCAAAAAGAAAACGAACAACAAAAAAAAAAAACAAAACAAAAACAAAUGCAGCAAAAAUGCAACACCCAACUAGCUAGUGACAUAUGUCAAAAAAAAAAAAAGAAGAGAAAGGAAGAGAAACAAUUAAAAACCCAUUAAAAUAUAGCUCUUGUACAUAAAGGCUCUAAUUAGUGUACAGCAGGACGGAUGAUUACAGCAGGACAGCAGGACGGAUGGCCUGAAUACGGACACAGACACACACACAGAAGAAACAGCAUGCCCAGAGUGUGUGUGCAAGGGGGUAUCGUUUGCCUGUUCAGCCGAGAAGCAAACAAAAAAAGAGAGAAAAGAAAACAGAGGAAAAGGCGGCAAGCAAUUUUUGGUACACAUUCAGAAGUAGUACGCGCGAAAUUGUGGAGCAAACGUGCCUGAAAGCAGCGAAUUGGGCAGAAUUGAUCCCCGCACACACACACACACACACACACACACACACACACACACACACACACACACACACACACACACACACA